AUGUCUGACGUUAUCAAAGAAAUGAUAGAUGAGGUUUGGGUGACCCGGCGCGGGACCAAGCUGGAGCCAGGAGGGAGGCAAAACCCUGACAACUUUCACCACUACCGCAAAUGGGGCUUUACCAUCUACCGUACCUACUAUGGUGAAGAGUCUGAUAAGGAUUGGCAAGCGCUUCUAUCCUCCUUGCGGCAUCAGACUAAGCUCGCAUUUGGAGCAUUUGAGGACGACGGGGAAACAAACCAAGAGGACCUGCGACGAGUUCAGGAAUUGUUUUAUCUUGAUGUCCGGGAGGAUCCUCCCGGUCUGGAUGGUCUCAAUGCUCGAGGUCUUCGGGAAUUCUGUAACGCUGAAAAGCUCAAAGAGACUGAGGUUGUGGAGAAAGCAGCCUCCAAGUACCGCGUGAGCACACGGCCCCACGAGGGUCGAGCUAUGGCAGAUUAUUUGUUCAGUUAUGUUUUGCUCGCUGAUGAAGCCGUUUUAUAA
Messenger RNA from Fusarium mangiferae, 483 nucleotides. RefSeq lists its product as uncharacterized. The transcript has a single exon. NCBI's taxonomy places the organism in Eukaryota, Fungi, Ascomycota, Sordariomycetes, Hypocreales, Nectriaceae. The record is from RefSeq and is a predicted model, not a curated record. The coding region runs from base 1 to 483 and encodes 160 amino acids.